AUGAAGGGCCUGGACUCUACUCGGAGCGAGCACAGGCCGCUAGCGGCCCUCAUCUCCGAUAUUUCGGAGCAAAAGGAGCGGGAGCAGGGGGGGCAGCCCAGCCCCACCAACAAGAGAUCUCCGCGGUUGGGCGAGCAAGCGAUGGUGUCCGGCGACAGCGUCUCGGACGGAUGGACCCCGCUUCUCAAGCAAGUGAGCAGCAGUAAGCCAUCUUUUCAUUUCGAUCGUACAGAGUCACCAGAGCGGACGUGA
Molecule: messenger RNA, 252 nt
Organism: Symbiodinium necroappetens
Lineage: Eukaryota; Dinophyceae; Suessiales; Symbiodiniaceae
Source: the annotation of a GenBank genome assembly